UACGUACGUACACAGUGAGCAAGGAGCUCUCCUUAACGUGCCGGUGGUGCCGAUCUGGCUUAUAAAUUGGCCCACCGCACCACGGCCACCACCCACUCACUAGUUACUGCACUAAAUCCACCCCCUCACUCACUCAGCUAGAGCCUAGAGGAGAGGCUGGAAGGGGGGACGAAGAAAGGCAUGGGCUUGCGCUCCAUCUCCUCCCUCGCCGCGGCGGCGGCGGCGGCGGCGCUCGUGUUCCUGUCCCUCCUCGCCGUUGGCCACUGCCGCGAGGCCCAGUUCAACGCCAGCGACGUCGGCGUCGGCACGGAGAACUUCAACUCCAGCGACGCCGUCGUGUACAGGGGCCCCUGGACCAAGGCCAGGGCCACCUGGUACGGCCAGCCCAACGGCGCCGGCCCCGACGACAACGGUGGUGCCUGCGGCUUCAAGCACACCAACCAGUACCCGUUCAUGUCCAUGGGGUCCUGCGGCAACCAGCCAUUGUUCAAGGACGGCAAGGGAUGCGGCUCCUGCUACAAGAUUCGGUGCACCAAGGACCCGUCCUGCUCCGGCCGGACGGAGACGGUGAUCAUCACCGACAUGAACUACUACCCGGUUGCCCCCUACCACUUCGACCUCAGCGGCACGGCGUUCGGCAGGCUCGCCAAGCCCGGCCUCAACGACAAGCUCCGCCACUCCGGCAUCAUCGACAUUGAGUUCACCAGGGUGCCGUGCGAGUUCCCGGGGCUGAAGAUCGGGUUCCACGUGGAGGAGGGCUCGAGCCCCGUCUACUUCGCGGUGCUGGUGGAGUACGAGGACGGCGACGGCGACGUGGUGCAGGUGGACCUGAUGGAGUCCCGGACGGCGCACGGCCCGCCCAAGGGCAGGUGGACGCCGAUGCGCGAGUCCUGGGGAUCCAUCUGGCGGCUGGACACCAACCACCGCCUACAGGCGCCCUUCUCCAUCCGCAUCCGCAACGAGUCCGGCAAGACGCUCGUCGCCAAGGAAGUGAUCCCGGCCAACUGGAGGCCCAACGCCUUCUACCGUUCCUUCGUUCAGUACAGCUGAUCGAUCAGUCUCGAGGUACCAAUGGGUGCCCCGGCAAUUGGAGCUGGCACUCGAUCGCUACUACUACCACUACUAGUACGACGAACGGAACGGCUAGUGGUCCUUGGGAAGUAAAUGUAUGUCCCGGUCAUCGUGUUGUUUGCAUGCAGUUGUAUCAUCAUGGGUUGGGGUCUUGGGAGUCGUUGGGGCCGGGCUCCUGUUUAGCUGAGGAUGGGCAGGCAACAUUAAGCUGUGUGGGAAAUGGAGGAGGCAGGCGUACAAGGUACGCUCUCCCGCCCACUGUCGCUUCAUAAUUUAUCAUCAUCAUAUCGAACGGUGAUUAAUCAAAAGUAUAUUGUUAUGCUUAAA
Phragmites australis (common reed) is the source of this 1398-nucleotide messenger RNA. Its product is annotated as expansin-B4-like. Gene Ontology annotation, biological process: sexual reproduction. Gene Ontology annotation, cellular component: extracellular region. The record is from RefSeq and is a predicted model, not a curated record. NCBI's taxonomy places the organism in Eukaryota, Viridiplantae, Streptophyta, Magnoliopsida, Poales, Poaceae. The coding region runs from base 181 to 1050 and encodes 289 amino acids. The transcript has 4 exons.